This is a messenger RNA of Morone saxatilis (striped sea-bass), 2263 nucleotides long. It is a transcript of the gene rab34a, whose product is annotated as RAB34, member RAS oncogene family a. Gene Ontology annotation, biological process: endocytosis; phagosome-lysosome fusion. NCBI's taxonomy places the organism in Eukaryota, Metazoa, Chordata, Actinopteri, Moronidae. Gene Ontology annotation, molecular function: GTP binding; GTPase activity. Bases 258 to 1061 code for a protein of 267 amino acids. The record is from RefSeq and is a predicted model, not a curated record. The transcript has 11 exons.
GAAAAUGUGGGAGGAAAGAAAAAAAGAAAAUCCAGGGAUCUGAGUCAGCAGCGGGUCCGGUCUUCUGCUCCCCCUCAACUUCCGCGGAUCGACUUCAGCUCCGUUCAGCACAAACUCAACACUUUAUACUCAACUAUGAGCUCGAAGGGGUUGAGAUUACUAUAAAAAAGAGGCAUCUCUGGGAGGAAAAACAACUAACCGGAUCACAGAAGAGAGAAGAGGAAAGUUGAGCGGACCAUCCUGUGUCGUUGAGCUUCAUGUCUGUGCGAAUUUCAGCAAUGAGUGUUCUUCCUCCGGUACGGAGGGACCGUAUAAUCGCUCAGCUCCCUCAGUAUUUCAGGAAAGAGGCAGCUCUGCACACUAAGGAGGACUUCAACAAUAAAGUGAAGACUGCCUGCCAGGAGCAGCGUACCGGCACUGUGGGCAGAUUUAAAAUCUCUAAGGUGAUUGUGGUGGGUGACCUGGCUGUGGGGAAAACCUGUCUGAUUAAUAGAUUUUGCAAAGAUGCUUUUGAUAAGAACUACAAGGCAACGAUCGGUGUCGACUUUGAGAUGGAGCGGUUUGAGGUGUUGGGAGUUCCUUUCAGCCUCCAGCUGUGGGACACUGCGGGACAAGAGAGGUUCAAGUGCAUUGCUUCUACGUACUACAGAGGAGCCCAGGUUGUGAUCAUUGUGUUUGAUGUGAAUGAUGUUGCAUCUUUGGGCCAUGUGAGGCAGUGGCUGGAAGACGCCUUAAAAGAGAACGACCCCACCGCGGUUCAGUUGUUCCUCGUAGGCACGAAGAAAGACCUGAGCUCUCCUGCUCAGUAUUCUCAGAUCGAACAAGAUGCCCUCAAACUAGCACAAGAGAUCAGAGCCGAGUAUUGGGCUGUGUCUUCGCUGACAGGGGAAAACGUGAGCGAGUUUUUCUUCCGAGUUGCAUCGUUGGCUUUUGAGACUAAUGUUCUCGCUGAGUUGGAGAAAAGUGGAUCGAGGCAGAUUGGGGACGUUGUCAGGAUUAACAGCACUUCAAACAAUAUGAAUGCUGGAUCGAAGAAGAAACACCCUAACUGCUGUCAGUAAGGAUAUAAGCAGGAGUUUUAAGUCAAAGGUGCGGACUGAAAAUGAGGAUUUUUCUCAGUGGAAAAAGACUGUGGCUGCUCUCCAGCUCAUGGGAGGGAUUUUCUGUGGUCAGAGCAGGAGGAGGGACGCUGGAGUUUUACUUCCUGACAUCUUUGAGUUCAGUUUUUCCUGGCCUGGAACAAGUUUUUACUCUGUGGGAUGUGGAUUCUUGUGGUGUUGCUCAGUUGAACUUGUCUGGAGUUACAGGGUGACACAGAAAUGACACAGAAAUGCCUGUUCUGGUACUGCAGAGAUGCCAAAGAAUGACUGUUUUAUAUCAUGAUGUAUGUGUGGCUGCUUACUUUACUUAGGGCUUGAAUUAAAUAUUCUGUCUUGCUGCUGUAGUUUCUUUAACAAUUGAGACUUUUUCUUCACAAUAAUACUCUGGUUUAUGUUAAAGUCUGCAGUUUUAAAUGUUUAUACUCUUACAGGUUCCCAACCUUUCUGUGAGCAAAUAGAUUUUGUAGUAAAAUAUUUUAGGAAAAUCGGAAAAAAUAAACAGAAUUUUGUGUAGCGGGAAUGUUUUUUUUCUUACCUGUUAAUCAUCACCCGACCCCCCCCAGAUUUGUGGGGCCCCGACCUCCAGGUGGGAACUGUUGUUGUAGAUGCAGACUGGGAAAUGUUAAUAAUGCUUCAUAGGUACUUUUUGCUGUUUGUUUACAGUCAAAUCAAUGAAUGAAUUUGGAUUUCAUAUCAAAAACUUUACCGUACGAUUAUCUUAUCAUUUAUUUUCUUUAAAAUAUACCAUGGUAUGUUUUACAUGUAAUAAAAAUAUUUAAAAAGAGAAAAAAAGUGUUUUGAAAAUAACAAGAACAGUAUGUAUGCAUGUAUUCAAGAACAGUUAAGUUGAAUUCACAGUAUAACUUUAAAACAUCAUUAAAUGGGGAUUUCACUAUAUUUGUUUAAAAAAUACAUCAUGUCUAUGCAGAUAAAACUAUUUCUUGACCAUCUUAGCCUUACAAAAUAUUACUAUUCCCCUUUUUUUCAAUACUGAAGUUGUAAGAAAUCAUCUUUUCAGGUUCAGUUUUUGAAGCUUUUGAAGGAAUUGAGAUACUUCUGGUCAAUUUGGUUCUGGAGCUCUUCAGGGAUACAGUGAGAGAAUUUGUAAUUUUCUUUAAUCCACUUUCCUCCUUCAGUGUUCUCAAUGGCCACAGCUGCUACAC